Musa acuminata AAA Group (dessert banana) is the source of this 3528-nucleotide messenger RNA. RefSeq lists its product as uncharacterized. The coding region runs from base 1110 to 3230 and encodes 706 amino acids. The record is from RefSeq and is a predicted model, not a curated record. Lineage: Eukaryota; Viridiplantae; Streptophyta; Magnoliopsida; Zingiberales; Musaceae. The transcript is spliced from 11 exons.
AAGAUAAUUGUGUUCUUCAGGGUUUCUGAUAUCGUCUAAUCGCGUCCCAAAAUGACGCUUUAUAGUUGCUUAUGGAUCUUUAUUGAUCGAAUUUGUACAUGCUGGUUGUAUUUGUGUCAGUAUAGCCGAUUCUCUUUUAUUCCUGUAUCUCGCGACGAUCUGAAUUUGUUCGAUUGGGGACUUUUGCGGUGGAAGAUCGAUCUUCGACACCUCUAUGGUUUCAAUUUUGUUCAAAAUUAGAUGACUGUGCUAUUGAUCGAUUGUAUGUUUUUUUUUUGGAUCGUACGAAUUCUUGGUUGGGUUGAUCUUAGCAUCGUUAGGAUUCGGAGAAGUCCCUUCUUGAUCGCGAACUUAUUGUGAGAAUUAGGGAAAAUAAAGUUAGUUGUAGUUUAAUUAUACGAUAAAAGGUAGCCCCUUAAGACCUUUCUUAAGUCGAAAAUUUCGUGUAUCUUGUUGAAACGAAAGUUGAAAAUUGAACCUCGUUUCUUUUGUUUUUCUUAGUUCCUUAUCGGCAGGAACUGUAGUUACUUUAGUGCAAAAUAAAGGGAUUUUAAGAGGCCAAACCGGUGGACGUGUGGUAGGUUUUGAUUGAAGACAAUGAUAAGGUUUAUCCUUACAAUGGGAACUGAUGUUAUGGAUUGAUAUUAUGCUAGUUUGACAUUUUGUUGGGGAACUUAAUUAAAUUAUAGAUAAGAAUUGAAAGUUCUUCCAGUGACCGCAGAACCCUGCUUUGAAUUAAUGCAUGUCUAAGAUGUUGGACGCCUAGCUUUUAAAUUCUCUCACUUUUCUUGUUAAUUUGUGCAAAUCUUGUUCGAGGUUAUUUAGAAGUGCAUAUGAAUAUUGAGAAUUAGAAAAGAUUAUAUUUAUGCAGCAAUUUUUUAAAUUUCAUUGUGUGGAGUCAUUGUUACUUUGCUUUUUGAAGACAUGUUGUUCUUAUCUCUGUUGUUCUCACUAAUUCCCCAUUGCAUGAGCUCCUUUAGGUAUUUCCAGCUCAUGGCUACUAUGUUUCAAAUGAAUUGCUAGCUUCUGUCAGCACCUAUAGUUCAUGGAAAUACAUAAAAAAUUAGUGCAGCUUUAGCAGCAUAUUCGCAAGUUCGUAUUCUGUGGAAAUGGAGCAAUCUUGCAACAUUCUGGUAAUUUGGAGAGGCAAGCAGUUCGAUGUAAAUGUCAACCCAGAUUCUAAUGUCAAGGAGUUUGGGCAGAAACUUCAGGAAUUGACUAAUGUCAGACCUGAUACUAUGAGACUUUUUGUUCCACAAAAGAAUAACAAAGGUUCAAAAAUGGUCAGCCCAUUUUCUGAUGUUCACUCGAUGUUAAGCUUGCGAGAAUCAGCAAUCCUUGAGGGAAAGACUAUCAAGAUGAUGGGUGUUUUUAGUGAUGAGGUCGAGGAGGUUUCUCAUAACAGUAAUAAACCUGACCUAAGGAUAGCUGGUUUUGCUGAAGAGGAACAGAGAUUGAGACAGAGAACGAUAUAUAGGCCUCAAGCUUCUCUGAAACUUCCACAAGGAACCUACAUUUUCUGUGAAUUUCGCACACUUCAGAUUCCAGGAAUUGAGUUGAACCCUCCACCAUCUGAGGCUCUGAGAAGAAUGCACAUGCUUGCCUGUGAUCCUGGGAUUAUUGCUAUCAUGAAUAAGCAUCGGUGGCGGGUUGGUAUUAUGAGUGAAAUGGCACCUGAGGGAUAUGUAGGAAUAAGUCCAAAAUGCAUUCUCGGAUUUAAUAAGAAUCAUGGGGAAGAGAUAUGCCUUCGAUUGCGUACAGAUGAUCUUAAAGGAUUUAGAAAAUAUGAAAGCAUCAAAAGAACACUUUUACAUGAACUUGCCCACAUGGUGUACUCCGAACAUGAUUCUAAUUUCUUUGCUUUAAACAAGCAGUUAAAUGAAGAAGCCGCUAGCCUAGACUGGACAAAAUCCACAAGUCACACAUUGAACGGUCGCAAAUACCUUGAUCAUUAUGAAGAGGAGGAUUAUGUCGAACCGAGUAGCAAGAAUAGUGGUCAAAAGCUUGGGGGUGCAACAAAUUCAUUAGUUUCUGCACGUGCAUCAUCGAUUGCUGCUGCCUAUAACCGAAUGGCAAAUGCUUCUUUCUACGACCACAUGCCUGUUAAAUCCAAGGAACCUGAUCCUGAUGAUAGCCAGCUGAUGGAUAAUCAGGGAAAAUUUUCUGAACCUGACCCAGAUGAUAUGGUGACUUCAGAGAAUGAUGCCAUGCUUGUGGAUAUGGUUAUGGAUGCCAGGAGACCAUUUUCGAAAUCAUCAAUGCUUGAUAUGCUUGAUGAGCUUGACCCUGAUGAUUCCUUGGACCAUAAGAACAUGUCUGAGCCUGACCCCGAAAAUUCCUUGGAUAAUAAGAACAUUUCUGAACCUGACCCUGAUGAUUCCUUGGAUAAUAAGGACAUUUCUGAACUUGACCCUGAUGAUUCCUUUAGUAAAAAGAAUGAGUCUGAACCUGACCCCGAUGAUUGCUUGGAUAGUAAGAACAUGUCUGAACCUGAUCCUGAUGAUUCCCAUGCUAGAGGAUUGAUAGUGUCUAGAAGUGAACCUGAUCCAGAUGAUACCUUAGGUGGUGAAGAUAUUAAAUUAGCCAAGGAGACUGAUUCAACAGGUACCAGGUCAAACAAGGUGUCUACAAGCAAUCUAAGAGAUUCUGAACCUGAUCCUGAUGAUUCUUUGAAUAAUGUACUCUUGGAUGCACAAAUGGAAGAAAUGCAUCUGGGAAAACACUGUAGAGAGCCUGAUCUGGAUGGCUUUGUUAAAGAUAUGAUUUUGGGAGAUUAUGAGAGGUUGCAACAAAGUGCUGAAGGGCCACUGGCGACUGAAAAUUCGAUGGCAGUUGACCAUGUCAAUGAUUUGGACAAUCAAGAGAUGCAAAGAAUUGAAGAACCUGCUGCUCUUUUUUGUUCCCGUCUCCAGAGAGCCAUUGAUAUCCUACGAUCAGAAGCAACACCUUUACAGGCCACCUCAGUUCUUCAAACGCUUUUCAGGAUUAUCAGGAACGUAAUAGAACACCCAGAUGAGGUCAAGUUCAGAAGACUGAGAAAGGCCAAUCCCCAGUUCCAGAGGAAUGUGGCAAAUUAUAAAGCUGCGAUGGAGGUUCUCACUUUGGUCGGCUUCUGUGAGGAUGUCAUAUCUGAUGAGAUCGGCAGAGCCGAGACAUUCUUGGUGUUGAAAAGAAAUGAUCCUGGCUUGCUGUGGCUUGCAAAAUCUUCUCUCGAGCUGUCUAUAACUUAGUGCCAACUAUAACACAACAAUAUCAAAUGAUUUGUUUGUACUUAUCAUGUGUGCAAAUGAUUGGUAUAGGUGAUGUCCAACUACCAACUGCUACUAGGAGUUAACAAUGAGUCCAACCACAUACAAGGAAGACGUGUAAACAAAGGAUGAAGUGCUGGAUUCUAUGUUGUUCUAUAGGGGACUAUUGGCUGAUUAAUAAAAUGUGAAUAAAAAAGCUCUGUAAUUAUAUUACAUAAUUGUUUAUCAAAGUUUGUUUGAAUGUAUGUUUUGUCUUCUAAUGCAAAUAUAAUUGUUUUUA